UUAGAAAAUGGCGAAUGAUGCAUCAUGUGCUGCUGUGACAUUUAUUCAAACUCUUGCACACGAAGUUAAUGAAGGGGAUGUAGAAACAAUCAUUCAUCAACAGAAACAUAUGUUAACGAGAUUUGAAAAGACUAAUGAGAUGCUAGUGAAUUGUAAUGCUUUAUCAGCUUCUAGAUUUGAAGUUGCCAGCAAAGAGCUGAAAAGACACACUCAGCUACUAACAGACAUGAAGAAAGACCUUGAUUCUGUUUUUAGAAGGAUACGAUUUUUGAAGAUGAAACUUUCUCAGCAGUACCCAGCAGCUUUUUCAGCUUGCAAUCGUGAAAUUAAUGUCUUGGAUGAAGAAGAAGAACAAGAAGAAAAAGAAAGCAAACAAUCUAGAAACACAUCUAAGCCGAAAGAUGGUAGCAGUUCAGGAAGUCAGGAAAACUCUCCUAGUUUUGUUACCUCUCCUUCAAGUUCUGAUGACGUGGGAUGAAUAUAGUUUAUAAAAUUUGAUUAAUAUCUGCAAAAUUUUCCAUUAAAUUUAAUUUGUAAUUGUUUCCUCAAUUGAACCUUUUCAGUUAAUAGUAGUGAAGCAGAACCUGGUUGAAAUUAUAGACUGGGCUACAAAAGGUUCUGUGCUUUGUGUUGUUUAUUCUUAAAAUCUCUGUGUUCUACUAAUUCAGAAAGAAAAGUAGACAGAAUUUUGUGUUGCCAUAAGAACAGAAGCACACAACUAACUGGCUUGUUUAUUACUGCUCUAUUGUUAUAAUAUUUUUUACAGGUGUGUGUUUAAUAACUUGUCAGGAUAUUAAUCUUGGCUUGAAUCCUAGGAUUUUGGCUUAUGUUAAUGUUUUGAGGUUAAUGCUCUUUAUCAGCUGAACUACCAAAACACUAGUCUCAACUAAACUGUCAAUUAUAGUAUGCAUAUAAACAUACAUACUUUUGUAUCAUUUUAUGAACUAUAGCUACACGUCAUGUGCAUUAGAGAAUUGAGGAAAACAAAGUCAGUUCUGAGUUUCAAAAAUAUUUCAUUUAGUAAAACAUUGGUUUUACCAGUAAAGGCAUCAUUAAGUACUGGUGAAACCAUGGUUAUAGUAAGUAAAAUAUCUGUGAAAUUUACAAAUGUCUCUUUUCCUUAAUUCUGUAAUAAUGAAGUUUCACUAAGUACCAAUGGAAUCAAGUGUUAAUUAUAUAAUAUACAUUAUUUAAUUCAAAAUUAAAUCAAAAAUAUAAAGCUUAUGUGUAUCUGUGCUUUAAAGUUGGAUGUAAUUAACUAUGUCAUCAUUUUCAUAAAAAAAAUUUUUUGUGUUGGAUCAAGUCAAACACUUCAAUAUUUAUCAGAUUUUUACAUAGACAUUUUUCUGUUAUUGCUUGUACCAAGGCAGAUGAUGUUCACUACAGGUUUCAUGUAUAUAUUUUACAUUUCUGAAAUCCCCGUCACACCAAACAUGCUCCCUCUUUCAGCCAUGGGGGCAUUAUAAUGUGAUGGGCAAU
Messenger RNA from Limulus polyphemus (Atlantic horseshoe crab), 1479 nucleotides. Its product is annotated as kxDL motif-containing protein CG10681-like. The transcript is spliced from 4 exons. Bases 8 to 478 code for a protein of 156 amino acids. The record is from RefSeq and is a predicted model, not a curated record. Gene Ontology annotation, biological process: lysosome localization. NCBI's taxonomy places the organism in Eukaryota, Metazoa, Arthropoda, Merostomata, Xiphosura, Limulidae. Gene Ontology annotation, cellular component: BORC complex.